This is a messenger RNA of Gastrolobium bilobum, 1783 nucleotides long. Its product is annotated as autophagy-related protein 18c-like. Gene Ontology annotation, molecular function: protein binding; phosphatidylinositol-3-phosphate binding; phosphatidylinositol-3,5-bisphosphate binding. Gene Ontology annotation, biological process: protein localization to phagophore assembly site; autophagy of mitochondrion; nucleophagy. The record is from RefSeq and is a predicted model, not a curated record. The transcript is spliced from 6 exons. Lineage: Eukaryota; Viridiplantae; Streptophyta; Magnoliopsida; Fabales; Fabaceae. Gene Ontology annotation, cellular component: cytosol; phagophore assembly site membrane; extrinsic component of membrane. The coding region runs from base 285 to 1544 and encodes 419 amino acids.
GAAUUUCUUUGAUAAAUAAAUAACGUAGAAAAGAAAGAAAGAAAGAAAGCCAGUUAAUGAACAAAGAAACAGAGAUAGGAAUUUGGAAGAGAAGCGUCUGUUUCACGCUUAGCAUUCUGAUCCCGAUUUCUUCGCUGCAUGAUGAAGUGAGAAAUCGUUGCUGGAAAGAGUGAGAAUUUUCUCUUUGUGGGUCAGUGUUGCUCUGCGUGAUUGCUUCCUCCGAUAUUACUUUGCAGCACUUCACUUUCUAUACCUUGGUCAAUCGUGGUUAUCAAGUGCGAUAAAUGCUGGCAGGUUCCCCCUCAUCUCAUAUGAGCUCGCCUGUUUCAACAUCUCAAGGAUUAUUUCCAUCUUCAGGGAUUGGAAAUUAUGAAUCCCCGGAAGUUGGGACCUCUUCUUUUUCCCGGCCCAAUGCAGAUAUGAAUGAAAAUGAUGAAACGGACUUGCUCUCAAUAUCAUGGAAUCAGGACUAUGGUUGCUUGUCUGCAGGCACAAGUCAUGGUUUUCGUAUCUAUAAUUGUGAACCUUUCAAAGAAACUUUCAGACGUGAUUUAAAAAGUGGUGGUUUUAAAAUUGUAGAGAUGCUGUUCCGCUGCAAUAUUCUAGCACUUGUUGGUGCUGUAGCUAAUUCCCACUACCCACCCAAUAAAGUUUUGAUUUGGGAUGAUCAUCAGAGCAGGUGCAUUGGUGAAUUUACAUUUAGGUCUGAAGUUCGUGGAGUGAAAUUAAGACGUGAUCGAAUUGUAGUUGUUCUUGAGCACAAGAUAUAUGUUUAUAACUUCAUGGGUUUGAAGCUUCUUCAUCAGAUUGAGACUAUGGCGAAUCCUAGAGGGUUGUGCUGUGUUUCACACCAUUCAAGUACAUUUGUUUUGGCUUGUCCAGGUCGUCACAAAGGACAGGUUCGAGUUGAACACUUUGGAUUGAACGUUACAAAAUUAAUCAAUGCUCAUGAUUCUCAAAUUGCAUGCUUCACUUUGACAAUGGAUGGUCUCCUUCUUGCAACUGCUAGUGUAAAGGGCACGUUGAUUAGAAUCUUCAACACAAUGGACGGGUCUCGUUUACAAGAAGUAAGAAGAGGGAUGGAUAGAGCUGAAAUCAACAGCAUAGCUUUGUCUCCAAAUGUGCAGUGGUUGGCAGCAUCAAGUGACAAAGGCACUGUUCAUGUAUUCAGCCUGAGAGUGAGAGUGUUUGGGGAGGAUAGUUUGACUCAUUCAAACGCUGCUCAAGGACCUGCACUGUUUCAUCAGAAUUCUUCAACUUCUUUAGAUCCAUUGGUUUCUCCAAAUACUGGUGCCAACCCCAAUUCAUCAUUAUCUUUCAUGAGAGGGGUUUUACCAAAAUAUUUUAGCUCAGAAUGGUCAUUUGCACAGUUCCGUUUGCCUGAAAACACACAAUUCAUUGUGGCAUUUGGAUCUCAGAACACUGUGAUAAUUGCUGGUAUGGAUGGGAGUUUCUACAGAUGCAGCUUUGAUCCAGUACAUGGGGGAGAGGUGUUGCAGCAGGAGUAUGUUCGGUUCCUAAAAUUUGAAAAUAGGACCAGAUAAACUAUUUCGUGUUGCUCAAUAUCAUUUCGAAGCAAUAAGCUCUUCUGAAAGUCAUGUAAAUAUGAUGUGUCCAACACCUGGCAAUAAACUCUUUUCAUCAUGUGUAAAUAUGAUGACCCCCGUUUGGAGUAUCUUGAGAUAUGUUGCUGUAUGUAUGUAUGUAUAUUUUGGGGGAAUUUUUUUUUUUAAAAAAAAUUUAAUGAGGAGGAAUACCGAUAGCAACAGCUGCAUCAUAAAUA